This is a messenger RNA of Athalia rosae (coleseed sawfly), 5455 nucleotides long. It is a transcript of the gene Ube4B, whose product is annotated as ubiquitin conjugation factor E4 B. Gene Ontology annotation, cellular component: nucleus; ubiquitin ligase complex; cytoplasm. The record is from RefSeq and is a predicted model, not a curated record. Gene Ontology annotation, biological process: protein polyubiquitination. Lineage: Eukaryota; Metazoa; Arthropoda; Insecta; Hymenoptera; Athaliidae. Gene Ontology annotation, molecular function: ubiquitin-ubiquitin ligase activity. The coding region runs from base 147 to 3476 and encodes 1109 amino acids. The transcript is spliced from 8 exons.
UGACUGUCCGAAUUUCUGACAUAUCUCAGCCUCAACUACAGACACAGAUUACAAUCAGAAAUUUUAUACAUUUAUAUAAGUAGUAAUUAGAUUACGGCCGACGAGCUAGACAGCACGUUUUGGUGUCAAAGAAAAACGAAAUCGCCAUGAGCGAAUUAACUCCAGAAGAGAUGAGGAAGAGGCGAUUAGCCCGCCUAGCAGGCCUUGAGACAAGCAUUUCCACUAAUAGUUCAAACAGUGGCACUGGAUCUCUAUCUCCUAGUACUCCAGGCCCAUCAAGAUCAUCUUCUGGCCCAAUAAUGUCUCCACCCACACAGCAACUACAACAUCCAGAGGCUCCGAUGGAAGUUGAAGAUGCCAGCGAAAAACAAUGUAAUACCUCAGGAGUAGAUGUUGAUUCUGGUAUUGAAAAUAUGGAAGUUGAAGAAUCUGAUCGCAAAGAGCUUGCACCACGAUCCAGGACAACUAGUUCCAGUACUGAGGUAACCACUGACCAAAUCCACACAGUGGUUUCCCGUGUGCUUUGCGUCUCUUGGAAAGAAUCAACUGAAGGUGCUAUAUUUCUUCCACAAACUGCCGCCAAUGCUUUGGAGCAUGAACUUGUCGAUGUUACUGACAUAGCUAAUCAAGCACUGAUGGAAGUUCUCUGCAUGUUCUCACGGGGUGAAGACCCUCUAAAAGAAAUUUCAUCGGAUGUGUCUUCCGACCGCGAAGACAGUCCUAAUAGUCAAGCAAGCCCUUUGCUGAGUCCGGUUGUCACUUUGCCUUCUUGUCCAGUACCUACAUUGCCCCUGCCCACUGCUGGCAAGUCCCAGCAACCAAAGAGUCUCAUUUAUCUGCUAGAUUGCUACUCCAGGGUUGCUGUUGAAGAGAGAAAUCAUCCAAAGAGAUCCAGUACACCGCCACUCUCCGAAGUAUUGUCCGCACUUCGGGCCCAAUGUGUGCAACACGCCAGCCUGGUUCUACAAGGGUUAGUUGGUAUAUGCCCAAGCUUGACUUUGCCGACACCGUCAGCAUCACUUCUUUAUCCAGUACUUUCACAAAACCUUCCCCGAGGUUUCUUGCACGAACUUGUUGCCAGAACGUACUCCAACCCAUAUAUCUUCGGCAAAAUAUUUACUCCAUUACUCCAAGGGUUGUUUUUAUCGAUGCAGCAAGCAAGCUUGAUUGGCAACACACAUCGUAGGCCAAUUGAAGCCUUGGAAGAAUUGAUUGAAAUACGCUGUGGACAGAUGGGCAAUGUGCGUCCCAUUUGUCGCCUGAUUACGCAUCAAACCCAGUUCCUUCCAGACGUAUUGACGACCGCCGUUGGUCGAGAACUAGCCAGAACUUCAUUUUUGGGGCCCUUUUUGUCUGUGUCUGUAUUUGCAGAGGACCAACCGAAGGUGGCCGAGAAAUUUUUUAGCGGUAAUCCAGUGACCGACAAAUCCAUGAAUUUAACUCUACAACAAGAGCUCGAGAGUACGCGAUCGUCGCUUCACAAAAUGCUCCAUGCUAUUUUGGCCAAUAGUAGUUGCUGUCGUGAGGCUACACUGGCUUAUUUUGCGGCUCUUCUUCGUCAUAAUGAGAAACGUGCACAAAUUCAAACAGAGGAAUUCGCCUUGGCUGGUGAUGGGUUCAUGCUCAAUCUGUUAUCGUCACUUCAGAUGCUGGCUGUUAAAAUUAAGCUCAAUACAAUAGAUACGUUGUAUCCAUUUCAUCCAUCCAGUUACGUUGAAAUAAAAAAUGAUACCAGAUUGAAACUGAGCUCACAAGAAGUCACAGAAUGGUUGAAGAGCCUGGAAUCAACGCACAAAUGGACAGAGGCCAAAUUUCCUACUCAAUGCUGGUUUUUGACACUUCACUGCCAUCACUUGGCACUUUUGCCAGCACUUCAAAAGUAUCAGAGAAGAUUGAGAGCACUCAGAGAGUUACAAAAAAUGUUGGAUGAACUACAAGCAACUGAACCGCAAUGGAAAGAUGCCCCUUUUGCGGCCCAUAACAAAGAACUGAUGAAACGUUGGAAACAACAAUUGAAACGUUUGGGCAGAUCGAAAUCCUCUGCCGAUGCCGGGUUAAUAGACCAAGUUCUCCUAAGGCGUUCCCUACACUUUUACACUUCUGUGGCCGACGUUUUGCUUGGUCUCCUCAGUCAGAGACCGCCCGGUAGCGAACUACCUACCCUUCCCCUUCCCCAACAUGUUCCACCUCAAUUUACUGCCCUACCGGAAUGGUAUGUCGAAGACAUCGCCGAGUUCUUACUUUUCACACUUCAAUUCAGUCCUGCAGUUGUGGCAAAUAACAUGGAUAAUUCCCUGAUUACAUGGCUGCUGGUUGUGAUAUGCACACCACACUGUAUUCGCAACCCGUACUUAAUUGCUAAAAUUAUUGAAGUACUUUUCGUGAUAAAUCCCAGCGUUCAGGGAAGAACCGAAACUCUACAUGACCAAGUAAUGGCACAUCCAAUAUCGAAAACAUUCUUGGCAUCAUACCUUAUGAAGUUUUAUACUGACGUCGAAACGACAGGAUCCAGCUCAGAAUUCUAUGACAAAUUCUCUAUCCGUUAUCACAUCAGUCUGAUAUUAAAAUCUAUGUGGGAGAGUCCUGUGCAUAGAGCAUCCAUUGUUAAUGAAAGCAGAAGUGGCAAGCAAUUUGUGAAGUUUAUAAACAUGCUGAUGAAUGACACAACGUUUUUGUUGGAUGAGAGUUUAGAAUCUCUGAAACGCAUUCACGAAGUUCAAGAACUCAUGUCAAACACUACAGCUUGGGCUGCGCUUCCCCAAGAUCAACAACAGUCUCGAUCGAGGCAAUUAACAGCCGAUGAACGUCAGGCAAGAUCAUACCUGACACUUGCAAAAGAAACAGUCGCUAUGUUCCACUAUUUGACAGUAGACAUCACAGAGCCAUUCUUACGCCCAGAGUUGGUCGGUAGACUCAGUGCCAUGUUAAACUUCAACUUGCAGCAGCUUUGUGGACCAAAGUGUAAAAAUCUCAAAGUGAAAAAACCAGAAAAAUAUGGAUGGGAACCAAGAACAUUGUUAAGUCAAUUAGUCGAUAUAUACUUGCAUCUAGACUGUGAUAAUUUUGCUGCUGCUUUAGCUAGCGACGAGCGCUCGUUCUGCAAAGAACUGUUCAACGACGCAGCAGGUAGGAUGGAAAGGUCUGCAAUAAAAACAGCAACUGAAAUCGAACGGUUUCGAGCUCUGGCAGAACGGGCUGCCGCAAUAGCAAGGGAUAACCAAGCGCGGGAUGAGGACUACGGCGAUGCACCGGAAGAAUUCCGUGAUCCUCUCAUGGAUACACUAAUGGAAGAGCCGGUCAAACUCCCAUCUGGGAUUAUCAUGGAUAGAGCAGUAAUCAUCAGACAUCUACUGAACAGCGCCACGGAUCCUUUUAGUCGUCAACCUCUCAGCGAGGAUAUGCUGACACCUGUGCUGGACUUGAAAGAACGGAUCUCCGCAUGGAAACAGGAGAAAAAGAAGUCUGCGAACAUAUAAGUGCUACUAAAUACGCGAUGAGUUAUUGAGAAAAUAUGAAAAAAAAAAAAAAAAAAAAACUAAAACUAAAAACGAAACAAAACUAUAUCCGAUUAUUUGUGCAAGACUAGGUGGUGUAUUCCAUCGAUUAAUAAAUGCCGCCCUUUUACGUGAACGUGAACACAGUGCAACGAUCUCGGUAUUGUGCAACUGUUGCGCUCAAUAAAUUGAAACAGUUUUCGUACAACAAACACUGACUGCAGCUAGGAAACUGCCAAUAUAACUCCAAGCGUGCGUUUAGAUUAGUAUGUAAAUAAGUACUGGCAACAUUUGCUAGUGUACAAAAUUCAAUUUCGCUCAUAGAUAUAAGUAAUCGUUCGAAAAUUUCAAUAAAAUACAUAUAAUCUGUUAGUACCGAAUAAAUCUAUAGUAUCCAUCCGAAAAAUACAAACAAGUCCUUGACAUAGGGUGAUAUUUGUUAUGGAUUAUGUACAUCUCAUGUUGGAAGAUAUUUCGUAAUCGUCAUUUUCGAGAAGAUGUAAACCAAUAUUUGAAAAUCCACCCUAAUUGGCAAUAGAGAUUUUCAGUAUAUUGAACAAGUCAGUGAUCUGUAUACUAGAACGCUAUUAAUCUAUAGGUGAACAUAAUUUGACGUACAAAAGACAGAGAAACGAAAGUAUUAGUUCUAAUAUUGAAAUGUUUUACAAUUAGUAGGGUAAUUUCUCACCGUCAAUAUCGGCCGAAAAAUUAUUUAUGCCUACAUUUUUUUUCUCAGACAAAUGACAACUCUGCACUCGCCGCAUCACGAAGAAAAUUAUAAUAAAUUAUUUCACUGCUUUUGCUAAAGAUUCUAGUCUAUAUAAAGCAGUUAAAUUGUUUAGAUACAAUAACACAAAACGCUGCCUAACUUUGACAUCGCAGGAAGCGAUAAAAUUUAAGGAAAAUCAUUGACAUAUUUGAGCAAUUGAAAAAUGAUUCUACUUUGCUAAUCAAUGUAAAACAACCAUGAGAAAAUACCGAAUCCUAUCGGGAUGGGGAAUAUUGUAGACAGCAACAUCGAGUCAACGAAAUUAAAUAUUCCCAAAUAUUUAUCAGAUGUACAUGUUUUGGAAAGUGUUCAAAUAUUAAAAUGUGUACAGUUUGGAGAAAAUUGAAAUAUUAAUAUUGAGUUGUUUUUUUUUUUAUCCACUAUAAUUGUUAUGCAUAAUAAAUCUCUAAUGACUUCAAAACGAACGUAGUUGUAUAAUAACUAUUCAGGAAAAUAAAAAUCUGAUUACCACUAAUCAUAUCCAUUCAAAAUUUAUAUCUGUUGCAACAGCAAUUUUUAUGAACGGACUCGUAUUCUCUUCAAUCACAGCGCUUUACCAGCAAUAAUUAUAUGAAAGAAAAAAACUUUGCUACAAUUGCAGGGAGUGCAGAGCGCCACCAGAUACAUUUACUGACUGCAGAAGAUAAUAAAUUUAAACUGCAUUACAGCAUCAAUCGUUUCUGUGUCAGAUCCCUUGUAAUUGAAAGCAAGAAAAAUCGACGAUUAACACGAUGAACAAUAUCAAUGAACAAAUAACUGAAUAAUGAUCUCAAUAUUAAUUUAAUAGCCAGAGUAGCAAGAAUUAAUUUUCAAGUUGAACAGCAGAAUAAACCAUUCUAAUAAGGUUGGUUAGGUACUUGAGGGACUAUUUAGUUUUUUUUUUUUUGUCUUACUCACAUUAUCUUUCUAUAAAUCAACGUUGUGGAUUGAUAAUUAUGACAUGUGUGAAUAAAUAAUAUAAAAUAAGUAACAAAUGUGUCGAGCAAUCUCCGAAUGACGGCGGAAUAGUAUCACAAACCGAGGAAUCGCUAUUAAAAGUAAGGAACAUGCUGUACGGAAAAACAUAGUCUUCAAUUUAAAUUUGAUGUCUUAUUUCAACUCAACAAGGUGUAAAUAAUGAGAAACUAUUGUAUCGUGAUAAACAUCACUAAUCUAAUUGCAAGAAAAAAUAAAAAAUUAGAGAUCGAUAGAA